This is a messenger RNA of Drosophila bipectinata, 3747 nucleotides long. It is a transcript of the gene gem, whose product is annotated as transcription factor CP2 like gemini. The record is from RefSeq and is a predicted model, not a curated record. Gene Ontology annotation, molecular function: RNA polymerase II cis-regulatory region sequence-specific DNA binding; DNA-binding transcription activator activity, RNA polymerase II-specific. NCBI's taxonomy places the organism in Eukaryota, Metazoa, Arthropoda, Insecta, Diptera, Drosophilidae. Gene Ontology annotation, biological process: regulation of transcription by RNA polymerase II. Gene Ontology annotation, cellular component: nucleus.
CCGACAAGUGCGUAUAUUCUUAAUCCAAGUACUGUACCAAGCGACGAACAAAACGGCUCACAAGUGUGUCAUAUUAUCAACAUUUUGAAUUCAAAACAAAAUGCCAAUCCAUAUCUAAGUAUCCAUUCGAUUAAAAACGGUUUCUACUUCGAAUAUUAUCAUUACAAUCGCGUUGUACGCAACUUGAUCAAAAUUGCUGACGAAAGGUCGGUCGGUCGUGAUCUAAAAUAUAUAUAUCGAUAAUCUAUAAUCCGAGCUAUAUCCUACGAAAGAAAACAAAAAAGUUGUUAGAAACAGAAAGCGAAUCUUCCGCCUUCCACUCACCUACCGAAUGGCUCUUUCGUUUCUAUCCCAAAACUCCGGUCUGUUGGAUUUACAAAGUAUAUUUGAUCCACAAUAUUCACAUAAUCAUCAUCAACAACAACAACAACAAAAUCAAUCAACUUUAAACAACAACCAACAUCAACAUCACAAUCAAGAACUCAAUCAGGAACAACAAAAUCAACGCUCCAACUCGACAAAGUUUGAUUUAAGCCUAUUCAACGACUUCGAUCAAAUGGAAUUCAAUAACAACUUAAAUCGUAAUCAAUAUCAGAGCAAUAUCAACAAUCAGAACAACAACAACAGCAAUAACUCUACUAGCAUCCAGAACCGCCACUUCAUCAGCGGCUACCACCACCAGCAUAUUAGUUCGGAUUAUGAGCAAGUGAUCAACUUUGUUGACUCGCCACCCAACUCUGAAGAAUCGUGGACAGAAUCCUCCGCAUCCUCGCUAAUCGAACAAAUUACGAUUGUCGUAGACGCCCAGUCGAAGGACUCGCCGGGACCGCAGAUCAUUGACGUCCAGACUAUUUACCUGAACAGCGGCUCACGCAAAAGACGAAUGGAUUGGGACUCCCUGGACAUUGGUCAAAGUGAAAGCUCACCCACCGGAUCACAGAGCGGCGACCUGCCCACCAAAGUGGUCCACCAGGAGAGGGACAAGCACAAGCGCGAGAAGCACUCUGGCCGCAGCAGCUGGAGCGAUGAUAUUGGCUUCGACCUGAACGCCGAGUUCAACAGCAACUCGUACCUGAACAAUGACAACUUCCUGGCUUUCUCGCCCACUCUAAGCACCCUGAAGCAGGAGCCCCAGACCGAGCACAUCAAGCCGAGCCCCAAGAUUUCGUUGGAGAAUGCCGCUGGAUCGCCCUCGGUGGCCAUUGCCAAGUUGGACGAGGCCCAGAACUCACCGCUCCAGGUCAUACCGCAGGGCAAGGAAUCCGCUUCCGCCUCCGCCGGAUCAGGUUCCGCAGGCAACACCAAGCACGAUGUGAACUCCGGACUGGCGUGUGGCUGUGGCUCGCCCCAGGGAUCCCCACAGGCCAACAACGAUUACGAGCUGAACGACAAGGGCAGUGUCCUGCCUCAGCAGCAGCUGAGUGUCCUGGACCCGGCCAAGAUAGAGAUUGUUUCGGCCAAUGGAGCCGCAAAUGCCGAGGACCACAAGUUCCAAUACAUCCUCGCUGCGGCCACUUCAAUCGCCACCAAGAACAACGAGGAGACCCUGACUUAUCUCAACCAAGGCCAGAGCUACGAGAUCAAGCUGAAGAAGAUCGGUGACCUGUCCCUCUACCGGGAUAAAAUACUGAAGAGUGUGAUCAAGAUCUGCUUCCACGAGCGCCGCCUCCAAUUCAUGGAGCGCGAGCAGAUGCAGCAAUGGCAGCAAUCCCGCCCCGGCGAACGCAUCAUUGAGGUGGACGUACCGCUCUCGUACGGCCUGUGCCACGUGUCCCAGCCGCUGAGCUCCAACUCCCUGAACACUGUUGAAAUCUUCUGGGACCCCUUGAAGGAGGUCGGCGUCUACAUCAAGGUCAACUGCAUUUCAACCGAAUUUACCCCCAAGAAGCACGGCGGCGAGAAAGGAGUCCCCUUCCGGCUCCAGAUUGAAACCUACAUAGAAAACACCCCAGCCUUGAGCAACGCCUCCAAUGGUGGCACCGGAAACGGCAGUGCCAGUGUGGUGACUGCUCCAGCCUCACCGGAACAGACUGCCAACGGAAAUGGCUCCGGAAACAAUGCCAAACAGGCGGUCCAUGCCGCUGCCUGUCAGAUUAAGGUUUUCAAGCUAAAGGGCGCUGAUCGGAAGCACAAGCAGGACCGCGAAAAGAUACAGAAGCGUCCUCAGUCUGAGCAGGACAAGUUCCAGCCCAGCUACGAGUGCACCAUUAUGAACGAUAUUUCUCUGGACUUGGUGAUGGCCGCCACCACUACUGGAUGCUACAGUCCUGAAUAUAUGAAACUGUGGCCCAAUUCGCCCGUGCACAUCCCCAAGUACGAUGGAAUGCUUCCGUUUGCAGCCAGUGCAGCAUCCCCGGCCACCAGCAGCAGCCCCAUCGCCAUCAACUCGGUGACAUCCACCAACUCACCCACUCUGAAGCUGAUGGACACCACCAACAUGGUUUCGCCGCAGCAUGUGCCUGCCGACAUCGAUGAUUGCAACCAGAACAUCAUGCCGGAAUCGACGCCCUCGCAAGUGACGCAGUGGCUGACCAAUCACCGCCUCACGGCUUAUCUUUCGACUUUCGCGCAGUUCUCCGGAUCGGAUAUAAUGCGCAUGUCUAAGGAGGAUUUGAUACAGAUCUGUGGUCUGGCUGACGGCAUCCGCAUGUUCAACAUUUUGCGCGCCAAGACCAUUGCACCCAGACUUACCAUGUACGCCAGCUUGGAUGGCUGCAGCUACAAUGCCAUUUACCUGCUGUCCAACACCGCCAAGGAGUUGCAGCAGAAGAUCUUCAAGAUGCCCGGCUUCUACGAGUUCAUGGCCAAGGCCAGUGCCCAGGAGAACGGGGCAGGAGGUGCCGCCGCAGCCGCCGCCCUCUACAACAACUGGGGCAUGCACUCGAAGUACUCCGGCAGCGGAUCCAACAUCUUCAACGACGCCAACAAGAGCUGCGUGUACAUCUCCGGGCCGUCCGGCAUCCUGGUCAGCGUCACCGACGAGGUGCUCAACAACGAAGUCAAGGACGGCAGCCUCUACGCCUUGGAGGUGCAGGCCGGCAAGGUGAUCUUGAAGCUAAUCAACAAGCAGGACAAUAACUAAGGCCGCCUAACCCAAAAUAAAUCACCAGAAGAAGUAUAGUUUAUAGCAUUUAAACGUAGCCCUCGGCUUGUUUUCUAUAUAAGCUUCAAUUAUAUGAGAUUUUCGCGCAGUAAUUUUGAACAAGUAAUAAGCAAGCAACCCGAAACCCGUUUUCCAAUCCAAAACACUAUCAAAAACAGAAAAAAUAUAUAAAAAAAAAAUCCUUUUCCCUUCUUAAUGAUCUAGUGCAAAGUAAUAUAGUUUUUUUUUGUUUUCAGUUUCUUUCUUUAAGUUUGAUUUACUCUACCAUGUAUUUUAUACCACUUAUGCGAUAUACGCGAAACCUAUGCACAUUUAAUCCUCCGAUGCGAUGGCAUUUCGAUUCGUUAUUGUUUCUUCUACUUUUAGUUUUCUUCACCUUCUAUGUUUAACGCUUAUGUAAGGACUAUAUAUUUGUUUGUAGAACCCAGCCAAUACCAAUAUUAAUUAUUUGAAGUAGAAUGAAAAGCACACAAAAAAAGUAACAACAUAUACCAUCAUGAUUAUUAUAUUCAAGUACAGUACCACGAAUACAAGAAUUGAGCAAUUGUUUCGAAGCAGAGUUCAACUAGCAACCAAACAACAACUUUUGUAUGUGAUAGAAGCAAUAAAGUGUUAUCCACAAGUGGACUGUCAAAAAAAAACCA